AGCAGCUGUCACAAUCAAAUAUUUUGAAACAAACAAUAUUGGUCGUGCAGAGGACUGUUGGAAUAAUUCUAUUUUUUUGUCGAAUAUUCACUCGAAACGGAAAUGAAAAAUUCACCAAGAAAGAAAGGCACAGACGUUCAAACCGCACGAGGACGAUUAACUGGAGCUUUGAAGGUAGCGGUUGCACCUCCUUCCGAAGAUGAUGAAGCAGUUGAGUCAUCGCUACCAGCAAGAGGUCGUCCUCCACUACGGUCAAGAAGAUCGGAAGUAACCAAAUCGACUGUUACGAAUCAAACUCUACCGCUUCACCAGAGCUACAUCAUGAAACUGUUCGAUCGAAGUGUAGACCUGGCCAAGUACAAUCAGACGUCGCCUUUGUAUCCGAUAUGCCGCGCCUGGAUGCAAAAUCAACCUCGAUCGAGCAAAGUGAUCAGCAAAUCGAAAAAGAGUUCGUCCGCAAAGAAGCGGGUCGCAAUGCCGAACAUUAUUGACGAUCUGAAAAGCGGAGAUGUGACCGACAUUCAAGCAAUGCCAGCUGGAAAUGAUAGGCCGAAAAUUAAGCGCAUCCCAUCACCGUUGCCAUUUCAAAAGGAGUCAUCUCGGGAUAACAUCAAUCUUGACUAUGAUCUGGACGAUCCGGUGAUCAGUUUAGACGAUUUGAUUGCCGAUUUGAAAUUUAAGGGACGUCAGGUUCGGAGAAAAUGGCAAUCGCACGCUAAAAUUUAUCACGAAGACCGAUAUCCGAUGAGCUGUAAAUUGUUGGACGAGAUCUUUAAGAAGUGAGACCAAUGGAAUCGUAACAUCGUAAGCAUUACUUUUGUCAUCAUUUGUAUGGAAAAUAAAUUUUUAAUCGACAAAAAUGGAUUUGAGUGC
Molecule: messenger RNA, 873 nt
Organism: Bradysia coprophila
Lineage: Eukaryota; Metazoa; Arthropoda; Insecta; Diptera; Sciaridae
Gene: mip40
Product: Myb-interacting protein 40
Biological process (GO): negative regulation of transcription by RNA polymerase II
Cellular component (GO): Myb complex; transcription repressor complex
Source: RefSeq, a predicted model, not a curated record